AUGGCAGACAUCCUUGUCCAUACUGGCACCAACCCAAUGACAGACAUCCCUGUCCAUACUGGCCCCGACACAAUGACAGACAUCCCUGUCCUUUCUGGCCCCGGCACAAUGACAGACAUCCCUGUCCUUUCUGGCCCCGACACAAUGACAGACAUCCCUGUCCUUUCUGGCCCCGACACAAUGACAGACAUCCCUGUCCAUACUGGCCCCUACACAAUGACAGACAUCCCUGUCUUUUCUGACCCCGACACAAUGACAGACAUCCCUGUCCAUACUGGUCCCAACACAAUGACAGACAUCCCUGUCCAUUCUGGCCCCUACACAAUGACACACAUCCCUGCCCAAGCUGGUACCUCCACAAUGACAGACAUCCCUGUGAAUACUGGGCCCUACAAAAUGACAGAUAUCCCUGUCCAAAGUGGUACCUUUACAAUGACCGACAUUCCUGUCAAUACUGGGCUCUACACAAUGACAGACAUCCCUGUCCAGACUAGUCCCUACACAAUGACACACAUCUCUGUCCACGCUAGUACUUCCACAAUGACAGACAUUCCUGUCAAUACUGGGCUCUACACAAUGACAGACAUUCCUGUCCAUAUUGGGCUUUCACAGUAA
Messenger RNA from Procambarus clarkii (red swamp crayfish), 615 nucleotides. The record is from RefSeq and is a predicted model, not a curated record. NCBI's taxonomy places the organism in Eukaryota, Metazoa, Arthropoda, Malacostraca, Decapoda, Cambaridae.